Molecule: messenger RNA, 952 nt
Organism: Salvia hispanica
Lineage: Eukaryota; Viridiplantae; Streptophyta; Magnoliopsida; Lamiales; Lamiaceae
Product: peptide deformylase 1A, chloroplastic-like
Biological process (GO): N-terminal protein amino acid modification; peptidyl-methionine modification
Cellular component (GO): mitochondrion; chloroplast
Molecular function (GO): peptide deformylase activity
Source: RefSeq, a predicted model, not a curated record
AGCUGCAAAAUUGGUUGGCAAUGGAAUUAUCCAUUCAAAGAUUCACUCACCGCAUUCUUCCCUUAACUCAUCACUACUUCAGACCCAUUUCGCGGACCCGACCCGGCGCAUUCGGACCUCCUGUAAGAAACCGGAGCUCCAGUUCGGCAGCCCGAGCCGGAUGGUUCCUGGGCAUGCGCGAGAAGAAGGAUGUGCUGCCGGAGAUCGUGAAAGCCGGCGACCCGGUCCUCCACGAACCGGCUCAGGAGGUUCGACCCGAGGAAAUCGGGUCGGAUCGGAUCCAGAACAUUAUAGAUUCGAUGGUGAAGGUGAUGAGAGCGGCGCCUGGGGUUGGCCUCGCUGCUCCACAAAUUGGCAUCCCUUUGAAGAUAAUUGUUCUGGAAGAUACAAUAGAGUACAUGAGAUAUACGACAAAGGAAGAGAUCAAGGCACAAAACAGACAACCUUUUGAUCUUUUGGUUGUGAUCAACCCCAAGUUGAAAAAGAAGGGCAACCAAAGUGCUUUCUUCUUCGAAGGCUGUUUGAGCGUUGAUGGGUUCAGAGCGAUAGUGGAACGACACUCAGAGGUGGAGGUUACAGGUUUUGACCGAUUUGGCCAAGCAAUCAAAGUUGAUGCUUCGGGGUGGCAAGCUAGGAUUUUUCAACACGAAUGCGAUCAUCUUGAUGGAACACUCUACGUCGACAAGAUGGUGCCAAGAACAUUCCGAACUGUAGAAAAUUUGGAUUUGCCACUCGCUGCUGGUUGCCCUAAAUUGGGUGCUCGCUAACCAUUUGCGUUUAAGAAACUCACCAGAAUUCUAUUGGAAAUUGUUUUUGCUUCUUCUUUUUGUCGCAUUAAUUCGUCAAGGAUGUAUGCCGAAGAGUAAAACUAAGCACAAUUUGAUUGUGACAAACAUGCUCAUUGAUGAUAUUUUUGACAUGUUAUGUGAAUUAGAUUCUUUUUCUUUUUGUA